Messenger RNA from Saccostrea cuccullata (small rock oyster), 1272 nucleotides. RefSeq lists its product as uncharacterized. Bases 1 to 1272 code for a protein of 423 amino acids. Lineage: Eukaryota; Metazoa; Mollusca; Bivalvia; Ostreida; Ostreidae. The transcript is spliced from 9 exons. The record is from RefSeq and is a predicted model, not a curated record.
AUGGCUGUCACUAAGGGUGACACAAAAGAUCAAUUACUGUCAGCAGUGACUAUCUCAACCACACAGACUCCAGGAAACCGUGAGGUUAUCCGCUACAGACGGGAACCUUCUAUAUCUAAUCUGCCGAUACAAGUAGGAGAUAUACAAUUUGACAACAAUGUUACGGUUCAGAUCAAGAUUUAUGAUAUUUACUAUGACUAUGAAGUGGUUGAAAAACAUUUUACAAUUGAAGCACCUCAAAUUUAUGUACCUGUCAAUGGAGAAGAUGUGACUAAAGCAUUGCUCCUGAUAACCACCUUUAAUGAUAAAAUAGGUCCCAUGACUGCAGGCGGUGAUAAUGUCAGGACAUUUAGAUACAUUGCGUCCAUUGCGUCUAUGAUCCAUAAAUAUCCAAACAAAAUGAAUACAACAACGCCAGAGGAUAUCAUUGGUGGAUCUGUCGAUCACGUGACAUUAUACGAAGAGUCUGAUGUGGAGAUACUUUAUGAAAAUUUCCUAAUAAAUAUAACCAAUAUCAUGGUCGAGGAUGUUAAAAAUGUGUCCGAUCUGUCGUAUAAGAUCUACAGUUUGUCGGAAAUUUCAUCGAUACUUAGUGGAAUUGAUGCAGUGGUCAGACACACCAUAUAUAUAAAGUUUAAUUCUUUGAGAAACAUAUUACGGGUUUUUCUGGACAUAUCCCAAUGUUUUGUGUCAAGAGUAAAGCACACAGAACUUCCGCUACGUAACCAUGAUGUUUCAACUCUAAAUGAAAUUGUCAACCAUUUCGUUAGAAUUUUGAAUAACCUGAUAGAAGUUCUGAUUCCGAAGCAAUGGAUUGACUUCGAUGAGGAAUUAUCAUUUUUAAGUGUUCUAUCCGAAUUAGUCCAUAUAUUUGGCACACAUAUUGAUACAAACCUAAUCGUGCAAGAGAGAACAGAUGGUAUAUCUCAUCGACUGAGAGAAAAAGCUGAGUUGCUGUUUGAACUUCGAACCUAUGAAAGAGAAAUCGCCACUAUACAGCGAGAGAUAAUGAGUGAAUACUUUCAAAGAAUACAAGACACCAUAAUGGAUGUUCAGCUUUUGACUUUAGAAACAAUAGUGACGGGAGAGAAACUGGAAUUUCAGAAACCUCUGAUUAAAUUAAUAACAGACAAAACAACAUAUGGUGAUUUCAGAGAAACUUACAUCAACAAUAACAUGAAGAAUUCAUAUAUUCUUGGACUAAGUAACCUGAAUAAUACAUUCUCCAAUCCGAAUACGUUACUGAAUGUAAUGGUAAGAGCAUGGUUUUAA